Messenger RNA from Parastagonospora nodorum SN15, 141 nucleotides. RefSeq lists its product as hypothetical. The transcript has 2 exons. NCBI's taxonomy places the organism in Eukaryota, Fungi, Ascomycota, Dothideomycetes, Pleosporales, Phaeosphaeriaceae. The record is from RefSeq and is a predicted model, not a curated record. Bases 1 to 141 code for a protein of 46 amino acids.
AUGCACGGCGCGGCUGGCUUCUCGAAAAUUAUCUACAUGUCGGAUUUAGUGUUCGAAAGACCGACACUUGCGCUAGUGUGGUUUCGACUAGCGCCUAGCCCGAAGGCACAAGAAGUGACCAAGAUCCUACCAGAUCGCUGA